CUAACCCAGCCAUCCAAUAUCAUUCUAGCUAUAAGGAUGAUUUAGUGAAAGAUAAAGACGCAAAGAGACGCAGUGUUUCCUCUUCAGAAGACGAUGACAGUAACAAGUACCUACGACCGCCCCCGUUCCAUUCGACUGUUGCGCAUAGUAGCGAAGUCUUCUCUAUUCAAUAAUAAAAAUAUCAGACCAUUUUUGACCAAAUGUCACACUGCACCUGCUCCUGACAUGAUUUAUGAUUCGCCCGACAAUGAUCUGGAAAAACGGCUCGAUAUGAUAGACACUGGCAAUUUAGAGUUACUACUAUGCAUGGAAACACGAGCUCGAAUGGACAACCAAGAAAAAAGAGAGAAAGAGCAACAAUUGAAAAAGGAAGAAGAAGCAGCAGCGGCAGCGGCAGCGGCGGCGGCGGCUACACCUCGCCGACCAACAAAGAUCAAAUUCGAAUUACCCGUUACCCCGCCUCGCUCCAAAUCACCGAUCAAAGCUUAUCCCAAAGCUAAACCGGUACGAUCGUUGCCUGAGGAAGGGUUAACAGCGAAUGCUCUUCGACGUCCACCACCCUCUCCCAAACCUAGAAGAUCUAGUUGGCGUUAUCUCUUUGGUGAUAGAGAUAACGACGAUGAUAUGCCCUUACCGAUUACCUUAGGCUCAAGGGUAAGACUGACGAUGAGACCGUUACCUACCUUUGGAUAUGUCCAGUUUAUAGGUGCUGUGGAGUUCGGCCAUGGUGAAUGGAUUGGCGUUGAGCUCGAUCAUGGUGUUGGAAAUUGUGAUGGAAGUGUUGAUGGUAUCACUUACUUUGAUACAGAUCCAAAUCGUGGUAUUUUCUGUAAACGACGAGAGCUAGAAGCUGUGGCAGAAUGAAUACCUUGUCCCAUUUGAAGUCAUCGAAUUGCAUAUAUACCCUACUUUAUUGUAUCUGUAGUUACUUCUGCAUACGUUAUCUCUAAACACUAUUUUAAUUCAUAUCGCUUUCAUGACUACGAACCUCUUCCAGACCUCUUUAUUCUUCUUAUUUUGUUAUUAUAACCUGAAUUUAUUUAUCUCAAUCACAUACUUUUAACUCUACUCUAUAUAAUGAGCCUUGUAUCAUAUUUUCUGAUCGCUUCGAGACAAGCGCAAGUGGUGUCUUGUCAUGUUUUUAAACUAUAGCUAUUUUAAUAAAAGACUCCUCCUUUUUUUUGGGUUCGUACAAUGCCUCCA
Molecule: messenger RNA, 1203 nt
Organism: Mycotypha africana
Lineage: Eukaryota; Fungi; Mucoromycota; Mucoromycetes; Mucorales; Mycotyphaceae
Product: CAP Gly-rich domain-containing protein
Exons: 4
Coding region: 94-864 (256 amino acids)
Source: RefSeq, a predicted model, not a curated record